Salvelinus sp. IW2-2015 is the source of this 1067-nucleotide messenger RNA. Lineage: Eukaryota; Metazoa; Chordata; Actinopteri; Salmoniformes; Salmonidae. The record is from RefSeq and is a predicted model, not a curated record.
UUUUAACCGCAUCACGUUCUGGUGUGGAGAGAGGAAUACCAGCAGUGGAUAGACGUGCAGCAGCACAACAAAGGUCCUGUGAGAUUGUUUUAUUUUUAUUUUCACUUUGAAUCAAAUCUAACCAUAAUUCAAUUUGCAACCUGCAAAAGCAGACAAAAAUAUUGUGUAUAGAAUAGAACAGCAGACUUGGUUGGUUUGCAGCCACUGGUUUUACCCGCAACACUUCUGUUUGGAUACAAAACACACCAUUGAAAAUGGCGGAACUUGAGGACGCAGGACUGCCCCAAACAAUGCAGGAGACCCGAGAUGAAGAGGAGCCGGGCAAUUCAAAGGCAGAGGAGAUGGACACCUCAGAAGACCUGCAAGAUGACAACCUGAUCAAGCAGGAACACUUCCACAGUUCUAAUAAUGAGCAGCAAGAUGGACAUUUGGCAGUUAGGAGGAAUGUAAUAUUAGAACGAACUAAAUUCAACCAAAGACAACAGGAAGCAGGAGAGACAGCUGAUGAUUUUAUCACGGCACUUCAUUGUUUGUCGGAACAUUGUGGUUAUGGAGCUCUGCUCAGUGAGAUGAUAAGAGACAGACUAGUCAUGGGCUUACGUGACAGAAGACUGUCCGAGCAAUUACAAAUGGACCCAGAAAUAACACUGGAUAAAGCUGUCACACGCAUUCGUCAAACUGAACUUGUGAAAAAGCAACAGGACCUGCCGGAGAAUAACUUCAAAGCUGCCAACAGUGCAGCAAAUGUAGAGAGUGUGCUUUCACAUAGCAAACCGCAAUGCCCAGCCAAUACCCAGUGCCAAUCCGAGAAAAAUAAUCAAAACUCAGACAGACCACAACAACCCCAAACAACACAGGAGAAUGGAGAGGAGCCCCAACAUACAGGUGGCACUGAUGAGUGGAUUGAGGGCUUCAGUCCUGGAGGAGAGAAGCCUCACUACUGCUUUGACUGCAGUAAGAGCUUCAGAAAAGUGAGGGAUCUUAUAAGACACCAGCGAACACAUACUGGAGAGAAGCCURACCACUGCCCCGAWUGRGAKKYAYACACCACCAGCGAAAGCAUAUGA